Messenger RNA from Esox lucius (northern pike), 2125 nucleotides. It is a transcript of the gene ldhd, whose product is annotated as lactate dehydrogenase D. The record is from RefSeq and is a predicted model, not a curated record. Gene Ontology annotation, biological process: lactate catabolic process. Bases 154 to 1635 code for a protein of 493 amino acids. Gene Ontology annotation, molecular function: D-lactate dehydrogenase (NAD+) activity; FAD binding; D-lactate dehydrogenase (cytochrome) activity. Gene Ontology annotation, cellular component: mitochondrion. NCBI's taxonomy places the organism in Eukaryota, Metazoa, Chordata, Actinopteri, Esociformes, Esocidae. The transcript has 11 exons.
UCACUACUCUAGCCUUCUGAUCCGGAAGUAUAUUUUUCCCUCAAUAAAAUCACAGGUGACAAGUUUGAAAAUAGCAUUGUCAGAAUUAUAAUCAGAGCGUAGUAUAGCAGGCGUUUAGAAAGAGUUCGUUGUCUGACGUACGGCUCUGAGAAAAUGACCUUCGUCUGGAGACCCGCGCGACGCUUGUACCCUCAGCUGUCAACGUCAAGUUUCGUGCAGUCUCGCACUAUCAUAAAAGAAAACAAGUUAAAUAGAGCUGGUUUGGAGCGAGUGAUCCCUGCCUUCCGCUCUGUGUGUGGUGAAGAUGGAGUUUCCUUGAGUGAAGCAGUCAGGGAACAACAUGGCAGAGAUGAGUCUGUACACCGUUGUUGCCCCCCGGAUGUGGUGGUGUGGCCACGCAGUGUGGAGGAGGUCAGCGCCCUCGCCAAGAUCUGCCACCACCACUGCCUUCCCAUCAUCCCAUUUGGCACGGGCACAGGCCUGGAGGGUGGAGUGGGUGCUGUUGAGGGUGGGGUGUGCUUCAGUCUGAGGAACAUGGACAGGGUGUUGGAUGUCCAUCAGGAGGACUUUGAUGUGACCGUGGAGCCAGGUGUAACUCGCAAAGCCCUGAACUCCUACCUGCGAGACACAGGGCUGUGGUUUCCUGUCGACCCUGGUGCAGAUGCAUCUCUCUGUGGCAUGGCAGCCACCAGCGCAUCAGGCACCAACGCCGUGCGAUACGGCACCAUGAGGGAGAAUGUACUCAACCUGGAGGUGGUGCUGGCAGAUGGAACUAUCAUCCACACAGCAGGGAGGGGGCGCCGUACCAGGAAGACAUCUGCCGGGUACAAUCUGACCAACCUGUUUGUGGGUUCAGAAGGCACGCUGGGGUUAAUCACUAAGACUACCUUGCGUCUUUAUGGGGUGCCUGAGGCCAUGGUAUCAGCUGUGUGCACCUUCCCCUCUGUCCAGGCAGCAGUGGACAGCACAGUCCAGGUCCUCCAGGCGGGAGUGCCCAUCGCACGCAUCGAGUUCCUUGAUGAUGUAAUGAUUGACGCCUGUAACCGCUUCAACUCCCUCUCUUACCCUGUGGCCCCGACUCUCUUCCUGGAGUUCCACGGCAGUGAGAAGAGUCUGGAGGAGCAGGUCACUGUCACAGAGGAAAUCACUCGGGAUAACAGUGGGUCAGACUUCAACUGGGCACGGGAUGCAGAGACCCGCGGGCGUCUGUGGAAGGCAAGACAUGAUGCCUGGUACGCUGCCCUGGCACUCCGACCGGGCUGCAAGGCCUACUCUACCGAUGUGUGCGUCCCUCUUUCUCAUCUUCCUCAGAUCAUUGUAGAAACCAAGGAGGACCUGGUGCUAAAUCGACUCACAGGUCCAAUUGCGGGUCACGUUGGAGAUGGAAAUUUCCACUGUAUAAUGGUAAUGGACCCCAACGACCAGGAUGAGGUCACUAGAGUACAGGAAUUCACUGAGCGAUUGGCAAGGAGAGCACUGGCCCUGGAUGGGACGUGCACUGGGGAGCACGGGGUGGGCCUGGGGAAACGGGCCUUGCUACGAGAGGAGAUGGGACCAAUGGCCAUCGAAGUCAUGCAGGGCCUCAAAGCCACCCUGGACCCCAAAAACCUAAUGAAUCCUGGGAAGGUGCUGUAGCUGAAGGUGCUGAAGCUGUCAACUUAUCACAGAGCACUGAACCAAUGAAUGAAGUCUAAUAGGGAUCCCAUGUUGCUCAGUUUGUUCAGCACAUUGGUUUGUGGGUUUGAUUCCAGGUUUGUGGGUUUGAUUCCCAUGGUGUACUAGUAUGGAAAAUACUUUCUGGGCGUCUGUUGAAUUACUAUGUAAAUACUUAACAAUUCAGUUGCCCACAGUUUUGUGUUUUAAGGCUUGAGUGACUAAUGAGCACCAAGGGCAAAUUAUUUUUGUGUCCUCGGUUUUUCCUCUUAAAAAUGUGAUGCUGCUAAUUUAGAUGUUAUUACAACAGAAAUGUUUGCCUCAAAACUAUUUAUUCACUAUUUGUAUUUAACAGUUUGUAAUGGCAUAUGUUUGCCUUUUGUUUAUUCUCUGUUUUGUGCUGUUAAUUUGUAAAUGCUGUAUUUAAGCAGUAAUUGACUGAUUGACAAUAAAAGGCCUCAUCAUAUUGUUA